This is a messenger RNA of Lolium perenne, 444 nucleotides long. The record is from RefSeq and is a predicted model, not a curated record. NCBI's taxonomy places the organism in Eukaryota, Viridiplantae, Streptophyta, Magnoliopsida, Poales, Poaceae.
AUGGAAGAAGCCAUCGGCGCCAUGGUCCUCGUCCCUACCGCCCCCAUCACCCCCACCGCCACCGGCCGCAAGGGAAAGAUGAAGGCACCAAAGAAAGAAUUGACGCCGAAGGAGAGGGCAAUUCAGACCAAGAAGUGCAGUGCUCGGCGGCAGUCGUCGUCGCCGUCAUCCAAGAAAAAAAUGAGCUCCUCCUUGUCUUGCAGGCCAAGGUCGUCUCCUACCUCUCGCCUCGUCCGCGUCGCUGUGCCAACGCUCUCGCCCCGCUCCCGCCUCCCUCCCGCCCCGCUCUCGCCGCCAACGCGGCGGCGGCCGGGCGGGGAGCGGGCGAUAGCGCCGGGCGCCCCGCCGUCGCCCCUCCCUCUCGUCUCGCCCGCCUCCCGCCUCUCUCCCGCCCCGCGCUGGACGGUACCGCCCCCGCUCUCUCCCGCGUUGGCACCAGCCUAA